CGAGAAUAUAACUCAAAAUCAAUUAGGGUUUUCUUUUUAACUCUUUCCCUUCCUCUUCUUCUUCCACCAAUUAAACUUAUUCCUUUCUCGCUCUACAAUUCUCUCUCUGUGUCCCUCGUCUAAAGCCCCAAUAUCUUAAUCGAUCACCGAUUACUUGUAGCUAUUGAUUUCAAUCGAAAAUUGGUGAAGGGUUAAGGUUUGUGAUUGGGUGUUUUGGGGAUUGUGGAGCUGGUUCGAGAAAGGUUUGAUCUUUAUUUUUUCUGUGAAUUUUGGAAUUUAGGGUUUGAGAGAUGAUAAGAAGUUGCGGAUCGGGAAGCCAUUGAUCGCCGUUAAUCGGCGAGGCCGAUUCGCGGUUUUGCGGUUUUGUAUGGAAACUCGGAGUCGGAAGCGGGCGGAGGCUACCUCAUCGGCCCCUUCUUCUUCUUCUUCUGGUCCAACCACUCGUUCCUCCAAGCGUGCCCGUCUCUCCGUCACCGCUGCUGCAUCUUCAGUCCCCGCCGGAGUCACCACUAGCGUCGCCGUCAAUUCAUCGGUUUCGACUCGUUCUCGUGUCAGUACUCGUUCACAAGACUCACUAGCUGUUUCGUCAACUGCGAUGGAUUCCACCAACGAAUCGUCCGGGUCCGCUUCCCGUGGCCGACGCGGUAAGAACCCUAGUCAGAACUCUGAUAAGGAUAAUUCCGAUAAAGGAAAGGAAAAAGAGCAUGAAGUCAGGGUUAGGGAUAGAGAUAGAGACACCGAGAGGAGCUUGGGUUUGAAUAUUGACGGCGAUGGUGGCGACGACGAUGAUAACGAUAGCGAAGGCGGUGUUGGGCUUUUGCAUCAGAAUCUUACUUCAGCGAGCAGUGCUCUUCAAGGUCUGCUUAGAAAAUUGGGUGCUGGUUUGGAUGAUUUGCUUCCCAGUUCGGCAAUGCCGUCUGCGUCUUCAUCGCAUCAAAGCGGGCGGCUUAAGAAGAUUUUAUCGGGGUUGAGGGCGGAUGGCGAGGAAGGCAAGCAAGUGGAGGCAUUGACGCAGCUCUGCGAGAUGCUUUCGAUUGGGACUGAGGAGUCUUUGAGCACUUUUUCAGUGGACUCGUUUGUUCCGGUGCUUGUGGGGUUGCUUAACCAUGAGAGCAAUGUGGAUAUCAUGCUUCUUGCUGCCAGAGCACUGACCCAUCUCGUUGAUGUGCUUCCCUCAUCUUGUGCUGCGGUUGUGCAUUAUGGUGCGGUUUCAUGUUUCGUUGCUCGAUUGCUCACAAUUGAGUACAUGGACUUGGCUGAACAGUCUCUGCAAGCUCUGAAAAAGAUAUCUCAGGAACAUCCAACUGCCUGCUUGCGAGCAGGUGCUCUAAUGGCAGUGCUUUCGUACCUCGACUUCUUCUCCACCGGAGUCCAGAGAGUGGCAUUGUCUACUGCUGCAAAUAUGUGCAAGAAACUCCCAUCAGACGCCGCUGAUUUUGUGAUGGAAGCUGUUCCUUUGUUGACAAACCUCCUUCAGUAUCAUGAUGCAAAGGUUUUGGAGCAUGCGUCUGUUUGUUUGACUCGGAUUGCAGAGUCAUUUGCAUCAUCUCCAGAAAAGCUGGAUGAACUAUGCAAUCAUGGACUGGUUACACAAGCAGCUUCACUAAUUUCGACCAGUAGUUCUGGAGGUGGUCAGGCUUCCCUCAGCUCAGCUACUUACACGGGCUUAAUCCGAUUACUUUCUACAUGUGCAAGUGGUUCCCAUCUAGGAGCCAAAGCAUUGCUGCUCCUCGGGAUCAGUGGUAUUCUUAAAGACAUACUAUUUGGUUCUGGACUUGUUGCGAGCAUGUCUAUUUCACCUGCCUUAAGUAGACCGCCAGAGCAGAUAUUUGAGAUUGUGAACCUAGCAAAUGAGCUCCUUCCUCCACUGCCUCAAGGAAUCAUCUCUCUUCCAGCCAGCUCUGGUUUAUUUUUCAAAGGAUCUAUUUCAAAGAAAUCUUCUGUCAGCAGUUCUGGUGAACCAGAAGAUUCAAAUGGAAAUGUACCCGAGGUUUCAACUCGAGAGAAACUAUUAAAUGAUCAGCCUGAGCUUCUGCAGCAGUUUGGAAUGGACCUUCUUCCUGUUUUAAUUCAGAUAUAUGGAUCUAGUGUAAAUGGUCCUGUUCGUCACAAAUGCCUCUCUGUCAUUGGAAAACUGAUGUACUUCAGCUCUGCGGAUAUGAUCCAGUCUUUAGUAACCAUGACAAACUUAUCAAGUUUCCUAGCUGGGGUUUUAGCAUGGAAAGAUCCGCAAGUCUUGGUGCCUGCCCUUCAAAUUGCAGAGAUUCUGAUGGACAAGCUUCCUGGUACUUUUUCCAAGAUGUUUGUGAGAGAAGGUGUCGUUCAUGCUGUAGAUGCACUCAUCCUAGCGAGGCUUCCUAGUACUGCUACUUCCCAACCAUCAUCGAGCGAGAAGGAUAAUGAUUCUAUACCUGGAUCAUCAUCACGCUCUAGGCGUCAUCGAAGACGCGGUGGUAACUCAGAUUUAGAUGUAAAUUCUGCUGAUGAUUCUAAGAAUCCAGUUCCAGUUAUUGGUUCACCUCCAAAGUCGAUAGAGUUUCCGACUGUCAAUUCUAGUCUUCGUGUGGCAGUCAGUGCUUGUGCAAAAACAUUCAAAGAUAAGUACUUCCCUUCAGACCCUGGGACCAGCGAAGCUGGUGUUACUGAUGAUCUUUUACAUUUGAAGAAUCUUUGCAUGAAGCUGAAUGCUGGGGUGGAUGACCAAAAAACUAAAUCAAAGGGAAAGGGUAAAGCUUCUGGUGGUCGUUUUGUCGACAUCUCUGCUUGUAAAGAGGAUAAUUUGGUUGGUGUAAUAUCUGAAAUGCUGGCGGAGCUAAGCAAAGGGGAUGGCGUGUCCACUUUUGAGUUCAUUGGUAGUGGGGUCGUAGCUGCUCUGCUGAAUUACUUUUCUUGUGGAUACUUCUCCAAGGAAAGAAUUUCAGAAGAUAAUCUAACUAAGCUUCGACAGCAAGCAAUCAGAAGAUACAAAUCGUUUGUUGCAGUCGCCCUCCCUGCAAGUCUUGACAAAGGGAAUGUGGCUCCAAUGUCUGUCUUGGUUGAAAAGCUUCAAAAUGCUUUGUCCUCCUUAGAGCGUUUUCCUGUUGUGCUGAGCCAUACUUCUAGGUCAUCUAGUGGUAAUGCACGCCUAUCUUCUGGUCUAGGUGCAUUGUCACAGCCAUUUAAGUUGCGUCUUUGUAGAGCAUCAGGAGAAAAAUCUCUUCGUGACUAUUCUUCAAAUGUUGUCCUGAUUGAUCCAUUAGCGAGUCUAGCAGCUGUUGAAGACUUUCUUUGGCCCCGGGUUCAACGAAGUGAGUCUGGGCAGAAGCCUUUGGCAUCUGCAGGGAACAGUGAGUCUGGGACUACACCUACUGGAGCAGGUGCUUCAUCACCGUCUACUUCUACUCCUUCCACUACUCGUCGCCAUUCUACUCGAUCCAGAUCGUCUGUUAAUAUAGGAGACACAACCAAGAAGGAGUCACAAGAGAAAAAUGCAAGCUCGUCAAAGGGGAAGGGAAAAGCUGUUUUGAAGCCUGGUCAGGAGGAGGGGAGAGGUCCUCAGACAAGAAAUGCUGCUCGCAGAAGAGCAGCUCUUGAUGAAGAUGCACAAAAGAAGCCUGUGAAUGGGGAUUCUAGUUCUGAGGAUGAGGAGUUGGACAUUUCUCCUGUUGAGAUUGACGAUGCCUUGGUAAUUGAAGAUGAUGAUAUCUCUGAUGAUGAUGAAGACGACCAUGAUGAUGUACUGAGGGAUGAUUCUCUUCCUGUUUGUAUGCCAGACAAAGUGCACGAUGUAAAAUUGGGUGAUUCCAUUGAGGACAGUCCUGUUACCCAAACAAGUGAUAGCCAGACCAAUCCAGCCUCUGGUUCUAGCAGCAAAGCUGCUACUGUAAGGGGCUUGGAUUCUGCUGAAUUUAGGGGUGGGAGUUCAUUUGGUUCUAAGGGUGCAAUGUCAUUUGCUGCUGCUGCCAUGGCUGGGCUUGCAUCUGCAAACGGUCGGGGGAUCAGGGGAGGCAGAGAUAGGCAGGGACAUCAUCUAUUUGGCUCUAAUGAUCCGCCUAGACUAUUUUUUUCUGCUGGUGGAAAGCAACUUAAUAGGCAUUUAACAAUAUAUCAGGCCAUCCAACGACAACUUGUCCUGGAUGAUGAUGAUGAUGAGAGGUAUGCUGGCAGUGAUUUUGUAUCUAGUGAUGGAAGUAGGCUAUGGAGCGAUAUUUACACCAUCACAUACCGAAGGGCUGACGGCCAAACUGAGAGACCUUCAGCUGGGACUGCGAGUUCGACAACCCCGUCUAAAUCUACAAAAGCAGGUUCCACAUCCAAUUCCAAUAUUGAUUCCUCACUUAAUCGAAUCUCGCUUUUAGAUAGCAUUUUGCAGGGGGAACUUCCCUGUGAUAUGGAAAAAAUCAAUCCCACAUAUAACAUAUUGGCACUACUGCGUGUAUUAGAGGGGUUGAAUCAGCUUGCACCACGUUUACGAAUUCAGGUAGUGACAGACAGUUUCUCUGAAGGGAAGAUUUUGUGUCUAGAUGAGCUGAGUGUCACCGGUGUCAGGGUUCCCCCCGAUGAAUUCAUUAAUAGUAAGCUCACUCCUAAAUUGGCUCGACAAAUCCAGGAUGCGCUUGCACUUUGCAGUGGGAGUCUUCCAUCGUGGUGUUACCAGCUGACAAAAGCAUGCCCAUUUUUGUUUCCUUUUGAGACUCGGCGUCAAUAUUUCUAUUCAACUGCUUUUGGGUUGUCCCGUGCAUUGUAUCGGCUUCAGCAGCAGCAAGGUGCAGAUGGACAUGGAUUGACAAAUGAGAGAGAGGUAAGGGUAGGGAGAUUACAGCGCCAGAAAGUUCGUGUUUCCCGAAACCGUAUUCUGGAUUCUGCUGCAAAAGUCAUGGAGAUGUAUUCAAGCCAAAAGGCUGUCCUCGAAGUAGAAUAUUUUGGUGAAGUUGGCACUGGAUUGGGGCCUACCUUGGAGUUUUAUACCCUUUUAAGUCAUGACCUGCAAAAAGCUGGACUGGGAAUGUGGAGAUAUUCUUCAUCAGAUAAACCUUCCAUGGAAGUUGAUAUAGAUGAACAAAAAGAUGGAAAUGGAAUAGCUAAUAGCGCAUCUGAUCAGGGAUCAAAUGGGUGCGAUACAGGUCUGAUCCAAGCACCCCUUGGCUUGUUCCCUCGUCCUUGGCCUCCAAAUUCUGAUGCUUCUGAUGGUAGUAAAUUGUAUAAAGUAAUUGAGUAUUUUCGAUUGCUUGGGCGUGUGAUGGCUAAAGCUCUUCAAGAUGGGCGGCUUUUGGACCUGCCGCUGUCAACCGCCUUUUAUAAGCUUGUGCUUGGCCAAGAACUUGAUUUGCAUGAUAUUAUUUCUUUUGAUACGGAGCUUGGGAAGACUUUGCAAGAAUUGCAAGCCCUUGUUAGCCGGAAACAUUAUCUGGAAUCCAUUGGUGGCCGUGAUCGCAAUGAAAUAAUUGAUUUACAUUUCCGUGGGGCUCUCAUUGAAAAUCUUUGUUUGGAUUUCACCAUCCCUGGUUAUCCUGAUUACAUUCUGAAACAAGGCGAUGAGAAUGUUGAUGUUAGUAAUUUGGAGGAGUAUAUUUCGCUGGUGGUUGAUGCUACUGUCAGGACUGGGAUUAUGAGGCAGGUGGAUGCAUUUAGGGCUGGGUUUAAUCAGGUGUUUGACGUCUCAAGUCUACAAAUAUUUUCUCCAAAUGAAUUGGAUUAUUUGCUUUGUGGCCGCAGAGAGUUGUGGAAGGCUGAGACACUUGUUGAUCACAUUAAAUUUGACCAUGGAUACACUGCCAAAAGUCCUGCGAUUGUUUAUUUACUUGAGAUUAUGGGGGAAUUUACCCCAGAGCAGCAACGGGCCUUCUGUCAAUUUGUAACUGGUGCUCCUCGUCUUCCCCCUGGUGGUCUGGCAGUGCUGAAUCCAAAGUUGACCAUUGUGAGAAAGCAUUCAUCUACCCCCAGCAACACAACAUCGAAUGGGACUGGGAUUUCAGAAUCUGCAGAUGACGACUUGCCAAGUGUGAUGACAUGUGCUAAUUAUUUAAAGCUUCCACCCUAUUCUUCAAAGGAAAUCAUGUACAAGAAACUGCUGUAUGCAAUCAGCGAAGGGCAGGGAUCUUUUGAUUUGUCAUGAGUCUGUCUUCAAACUAACUAUUUAAACUGUAUAUUGUAUCGGGAAGACUGGGUCAUUUGGUAUCGUAGCUGCUGCUGGGCUAUGUUUGUUGUUGAAAGUAGCCUUUGCUCUGCUGCUCAAUAAAGGGUGGUCUCCUUUUGUGGGUUUACUUAGAUAAUGAUAUGUAUACCAAUAUUUGUCAUUUCAUUCGGUUCAAGUGAUUCGUUUUGCAGGCUCCAUUGUGGAAUUAAUUCUGAAUGUGUGGAUGUAUUUUCAAAAAUUGGGAAUUGAUCUUCCGUCGUAAUUUCAAAGUAGUAGUCUUUACUCUUGAAACAAAG
Molecule: messenger RNA, 6411 nt
Organism: Ilex paraguariensis (yerba mate)
Lineage: Eukaryota; Viridiplantae; Streptophyta; Magnoliopsida; Aquifoliales; Aquifoliaceae
Source: the annotation of a GenBank genome assembly